AUGAAUGCCAGGCAGAAUACAGAGCCCCAAAUCGAUGUCUCAGAGAAUCGCCAUGCGGCGACCUUCGGCGUGGGAAUUGGGUUCAUCGUGUUUGACUCGAUUAUCAUUGCGCUGCGUAUUUAUGCUCGCACCUUCAUGCUCCGCGCUCUGGGGACGGAUGAUAUAUUGAUGAUAAUUGGAGCAGUACUCAAUUUCGGACUAUCAAUAACGAUCAUGAUCGGAUCGAACUAUGGAAUCGGAAAACACGCCCUCGCUAUAUCGACCAGCGACACCGUGCCUAUGCUGAAGUGCAUCUGGGUUACGCGCCUCCUAUAUACCGCUUCCAUGGGCUUCGUCAAAAUGUCGCUGCUGUGGUUCUACCUCCGUCUCGAUCCCCGAAAGCAUAUGCGCUGGGCUGUCUUCUUCGUCAUGUUCUUCAAUAUUGGUCUGUCUCUUGCGAGCUUCAUCGGCGCUUUGUCAGGCUGUAGUCCUCCAUCCUUGUUCUGGACGGAUCCAACCUCGGACGGCUGCAUGGAAAUGGGACCGCAGCAGCGUUUUUACGAAGUCAAUGGCAUUUUAAAUAUCGUUACAGACAUCUUGACGUAUCUACUCCCAGUCCCAAUGCUGUAUACUCUGCAGUUGAGCUGGCGAAAGAAGGGCGCUAUCCUAGGGAUUUUUGGACUAGGCAUUCUAUCCAUUGCUGCUGCCUGCGUUCGCUACAACUUCGUGACCAAACUCUCCUCCGCCGAAGAAGAGUAUUACCUCCUCCUUGCCGACUCCCUUAACUGGUGCACGAUCGAGGCUUAUGUUGCAAUCUUCUGCGGCUGCGCCCCCUCCCUCUCCAUCCUCGUCAAAACCUACGCCCCGUCUAUAUUCGGCUCCACGCACAAUACCAGCGCGAAAUCUCCCAACGCAAGCUAUUUCAUGCAGCGACGGACGCCAUUGAAGAGUAACAGGCGUCUGGGGAAGGGCGAUAUUACACUGGGGAGUCAGGAUGCUAUUGUUACCGGCGGCAAUCCGGACCAAGAUCGGGAUCAGGAUGGGAUUGUGAUGAAGACGGAUAUUCAUAUGGAUGUGGCGUCGGCGAAGUCGACGGAGGAUACUGUUUAUAAGCGGGAGUAUUAUGAUUUUACGAGAAGGAUUUGA
Messenger RNA from Aspergillus versicolor CBS 583.65, 1125 nucleotides. RefSeq lists its product as uncharacterized. The record is from RefSeq and is a predicted model, not a curated record. NCBI's taxonomy places the organism in Eukaryota, Fungi, Ascomycota, Eurotiomycetes, Eurotiales, Aspergillaceae. The coding region runs from base 1 to 1125 and encodes 374 amino acids. The transcript has 6 exons.